AUGUCGGAGGCGCUUCGGGCCGUGCGUGAGGACCCGUCUUUGAAAGAGGCAUACUUCACGACGCCUCUGGCACUUCACACAGCCGGCAUGCCGAAUAAGUUUCGGAAGGGCAAUCAUAAAGGGAAGGAUAAGACACCAGGGCAAGAAAUACCGCCGCCGCCUGCGCCGCAUCAGAAUGGGCGUGGAACAGGGAAAGGCAAAGGCAAAAAGGGCAAGGGCCAGGUUGUCUUGGCUAACGGGAAACAGCUUGCUCUGGUGUCGGCGACGCCUGAUGGUCGCCAGUUGUGCUAUGCUUACAACCACCAAGGCUGCACCGAUCCGAAGUGCACCCGUGUUCAUGCAUGUCCAGUGGCCGGGUGUUUCGCCGAGCACCCAGCCUCGCAGCACGAAGAUUCGUCUAUGCAGAAGGUGACUUCUGCCAAUCAUUUUGUCGACCAGUGUUUGAAAGCAACAGUUUUCGCGGCCGAGGCUGGCAAUUUCUUUAUGUGGGAGGCGCCGGAACACUUGGGCCGCACUGCUGAUGGCCUCGUGCCGAGCUCCAUUUGGGCUUGGCCAGAAUUACUUGACUGCAUACCGCGUUUUGCUGCCACAACCUUUGUGCAUUACUUGUGUGAGUUCGGGGCGGACAUGGCUAAACCAACACGUUACUUGAGCAAUCUGCCCUUCUUUCGUCACUCGCCGCGGCCUUUCAAUGGGAUGCCGGUGUUGGAUGCUGAUCAGCGCUACGUCGGGCCGCUGCCCGCGUCGUGCCCUCAUGGGGGUCAUUCACCUAGCACCGGCAAAUCGCAGGCUACGCAAAAGUGGAACUUGCCGCGGGCCCACGGUUGGCCCCUUCAGCUGUGUCAAUUUAUGGUAGCAGCCAUCGACUUCUCGCUGCAAGCAGAUGGGGAGCCGCCUAGGGAGUCGACUACAGCUACACCGGGCAGUUCUUUCGCAACGGGUGCAUAUCGCAAGGGUGGCUUAGUCGGUUUGAGGCAUCAUUCCACUGUGCUGCCGAAGUCUACACAGGUUCUAACAAGGUACUUGCAGCAGGUGGCACCGGGCUUUCGAGCAUCAGCUAUUGCGAUCUUUGAUGAUGUCCGGACCGGGGUCCACCGUGAUGCCCGGAAUGCGCACUAUCCGAACACGGUAGUGCCGUUGUCGGAUUUUGAAGAUGGCCAAAUCUGGUUGGAACAGCAAGGAGGCGAUGUAUGGGAGACAACGCCAGAAGGGCGGAGACCUGGCGUCCUCUUGGAGGUGUGCAAGGGCCCUGUAAGCUUCGAUGCAUGGCGGUCAUACCAUGCUACGCGAUCGUGGAAGGGCCGUCGGGUGGUUAUGGUUGCAUACAUGACCGACAAGCUUGGCAAUGUCGAGGCCGCCGACCUCGCCCACCUUAAGGCCCUGGGGUUUAAGAUACCACUUGACUCGGAUGCAUCAAAUGGUGAGACUUCAGAGGUUCUGGAUACUGCCGAGGGCCUAAGCACAGGAGACACAGCACCACCAGUGCCAUUCAGACCAGAGGCAUGUGGGAACCGCGGCAACCCCAUUCGUGUUGAGUGGGAAGGACAAGAGGCUGACAUGACAGACGGGUUUGGGUUGUGUUCCCCGGCGCGGUGGAGGCCGAUGGACCGGGGACAUCGCCUGGGCCCAGCGGCUACUGCACAUGCGCAAUCCAUGUACCGGAUGCUUACGAACUUCAUUUCGGAGCAUGUUCCUGAUCCCCGUCGCUUCUGCUUGAGCCUACUUUCAGGUAAGGUCGAAUCAUCUCCAUUCGCCGGGGAGAAGUUGGAAGCUCUGCGUAAGCAGUGGGCAGAGGUACUUGGUGCAGAGAACAAUCCCGACGUGCUCGAGAUCCCAGAUGCGCAGCCCUUCUUGCUUAGGGCCUUGUCGCUUUCGGCUGAAAGGCUUGAGGACCCAGACUGGCAGAUUUUAACGGAGGGAGUCGACUGUGCUAUGCAGGAGAUUCCCUUGGCCGCAACUGCGGACGUGAGUGCUGCACAUAGGUUGGUCUUGCAUCGGAAGAGCGAUUGGGCCUUGAUGUCAUGCAGAGCAGAACAAGGGUUGUAUGGAAUCAUAGGCAGAGUGGUCACCCGUUGCCUACUGCAGCACGCCUUUUACCACUUCGCUUAUGUGGACGACGUGCGUCCCACAUUUUAUGGGAAGCGGAUGUUCAUCAACUUCUUGGUUUGGUUAAUCCUUCAAGAAUUGAUAGGGGUGCCUUUUGCUUACCAUAAGUUCAAGGGAAAGACGCUGGUCGCAUUCAUUGGCUACGAGCUUGACUACGGUGCCAGGCUUGUGGGCCUCAGCGAAGCCCGAGGCGCUUGGGUGUGCAACUGGGUCGAUGAGGCACGGAAAGCGCGUUUUGUCGUUUCAGUUAGAAAGUUUGCGGAGUUUCUUGGGAGGCUUGGUUUCGUGUCCAGGGUCGUGUACUGGAUCAAACCACACUUGGCCCCCUUGUAUGCUUGGUCAGCUGCAGCUUCGAAGAGCCACGUUGCAAAAAUGCCGGACACGGUCAUCUUGACUUUGCUUUACUUGGAGGCAACGCUUAAAGACAUCAACUUCAAAGUCGCACCGGGUCGACAACGGGAAGAGACAGGGCAUCUCUUUCACACGGACGCUAAAUGCGACGAUGGUUAUGUUGUCUUAGGAGGUUGGGACUCUAGCCAGGACCUUUCGGUUGCACCUUGGUUCUCUAUAGUGGUUAAGCCUGCGGAUGCCCCGUACCUUUUCGACGAAGAUGGAAAAUCACAAUGGGCGUCAGCCUCAGCCGAGCUGUUAGCUACAUUGGCCGCGUUAUGGAUCUUUGGACACCUUAAAGAGAGUAGUUCGCAGAGGCGACUCCCAGUUGCCAUUGCCGGGGCCACAGACAAUCAGAGCAACGAGAAGCUUCUUAGGAAACAAUCCACGACUAAGUGGCCGCUCAUGCUGAUCAACAUGCAGCUCUCUCACCUCUUAAGAAAAGCUUGUUUGAGACUCAGCUUGACUUGGAAACCUCGCGACGAAAACAAGCUGGCAGAUGCUCUGACGAAUCAGGAUUUUAUCUCUUUCAGUUCCGAACACCGCUUGGAUGUCAGUUUCAGUGAGCUACCACUUGAGCUCUUGAAUCAGUUGUGGUCGUCGAAGUCCGACUUCGAUGCGUCUCGCAAGGCGCUGCAGUCUGCAAGCAGUUUUCAGCCUCGUGUCCCGAAGAGGAAGCGCGAAGGCACGCCCUGGUGA
Symbiodinium sp. CCMP2592 is the source of this 3195-nucleotide messenger RNA. NCBI's taxonomy places the organism in Eukaryota, Dinophyceae, Suessiales, Symbiodiniaceae. The record is from the annotation of a GenBank genome assembly.